Molecule: messenger RNA, 1278 nt
Organism: Candidozyma pseudohaemuli
Lineage: Eukaryota; Fungi; Ascomycota; Pichiomycetes; Serinales; Metschnikowiaceae
Exons: 1
Coding region: 1-1278 (425 amino acids)
Source: RefSeq, a predicted model, not a curated record
AUGUCUACAACUAUCUCGAUUCCAGCUAACGCCUUCGGUGGCUUGUCCGCCCAGAACCUCGAACUCACUUUUAGUGCCGAGGAACUCAACGACUUCUUUACCCAGUAUGCGAAGUCCAAUGCUAGCCUUGAGGCUAGUGCCCUUUUCCAGUCCAAGGUGGACGAGGCGCUUGCUUCUCACCAAAAGACUGAGACUCCUGUGAUCGAGAAGAAUGAGCCUCAAGCCUUCUUCGGCGACCACGCUUUGUGUGAGAUUCCACUUCUCAAUGACAGCGACAUGAAGACUCUUCGCAAUCUUAAGCGCUGCUACGACACUCAGAACGGCUUGAACGAGUCUGAUUCUGAGUCUGAUGAGGAAUUCGGGUUGGAAAUUAGCGUUCCAAGGAGCAGAGGCAGCCUCUCUCAAAACAGCAUCAACGCUACUCCAACCCAGGCUAGACCAGCCAGCCUCCAGGUGGGCCUUUUGUCGCCCUACCACAAUUUCAUGAAGCUCUUCAAGCUUUGUGACUUGUUCAAGUCCAGAUACUCCAAUCUCCCCCAGGUAUCCAGAGCAGUGGACUUGUGCUACACCCCCAUCUUCCCCAUCGACAUUUUGGAGAUUGACAACGGUAGAUUCAACCUUGUGCCUCCAAGUGCUCCCCCAGCUGCUCAGAGGAAGUUUCAACUCGCUGUUCGCAGAGAAAAGAGAGAGCUUCUUCGUUUGACCAAGAUCUUCAAGGUCCCCGAGUUGGUCAUGGACCUUCCUCAAUUGGUCACUGAGGUUCAAGUAACCUCCAACCAGCAAGUGGCCAAGAGGGGCCCCGACUUCACCAAGCUCUUGCAGCUUUUCGAGUACUACCAGUCGUACUGGAAGCAUCUUCCCCAGGUGAAGAAGGCCGUUCUUUACACUUCUGCUACCCCUACUACGUGCGUGCUUGAUGAUGCUACGAUCUUCUUCAUCUUGGACCCUCUCCCACCACGUGUCGAGGUUGUCGAGACCUCCGACUUCAGAUCAACUUCCCCUCUGGAGUCCGACAGAGCCAAGGCUCCCUCUUUGACUUCUCCCCUGUCACAAGAGGUUGAGCAGGUUGCAUUCAAGGAACCUGCUACUUUGCUUUCUCCACCCAAGGUUUGUGUUUCGGAGCUUCCUGCCCCCGAGAGGCCGCCAGUGCCUCAGCAGAGAAGCCGCCGGAGAAAUACCAAGAGGAGAAGGCAGAAUCUUCCCGGUUUCAAGAGAAGACAGAGAAGAAGACGGAACGGAAGAAAGCCAACCAGUGCCUAUGUUGUGCACGGCCCCUGA